CAUCAUCAGUUUACCUAAAACUUUAGAAAACUACAAAUCAAACCCUCAAAAAAAACUUCAAAAUGUUCAAAUUCUUCGCCGUUUGCUUGUUCGCCAUCUUCGCCUGCGCCAUGGCUACACCCGCCGUUGUUGCUGCUCCCUACGCCUACUCUGCCUACUCAGGUUACACUCCCUAUGCUGCUGCUGCCUACUCUGCUCCCGUUGCUGCUGCCACUUAUGGUGCUUAUCCUUAUACUGCCGGCUACUCUGCCUAUCCUUAUGUUGCCGCAGCUUACGUACGUUAAGUGGAAAAUCAGUAUCUGGCCCUAUUACCGGUUAAAGGACUAAUGCAUAAGCUUAAUGGAAUAUGAAUUUGGUUUUGGAUAUCUUUAUUUUACAAUUGAUUGCCUUACAAUUUAUUGUUUUAUGUUAAACUCUAUUGAGUUCAUACAUAUUUAUUUUUUUUAGUUUCUACAUACAAAGUUAUACACUCAAAAUGUAAUUUUUUAUAAUAAAAAAAAAUGUUUGCAUAUUUGCAUAAAAAACGUA
This is a messenger RNA of Calliphora vicina (urban bluebottle blowfly), 528 nucleotides long. Its product is annotated as cuticle protein 4.9. Bases 63 to 284 code for a protein of 73 amino acids. NCBI's taxonomy places the organism in Eukaryota, Metazoa, Arthropoda, Insecta, Diptera, Calliphoridae. The transcript is spliced from 2 exons. The record is from RefSeq and is a predicted model, not a curated record.